This is a messenger RNA of Rhineura floridana, 354 nucleotides long. It is a transcript of the gene SST, whose product is annotated as somatostatin. NCBI's taxonomy places the organism in Eukaryota, Metazoa, Chordata, Lepidosauria, Squamata, Rhineuridae. The record is from RefSeq and is a predicted model, not a curated record. Bases 1 to 354 code for a protein of 117 amino acids. Gene Ontology annotation, cellular component: extracellular region. Gene Ontology annotation, molecular function: hormone activity. Gene Ontology annotation, biological process: regulation of cell migration. The transcript is spliced from 2 exons.
AUGCUGACCUGCCGCCUCCAGUGCGCCCUCGCCCUGCUCGUCUCGGUCGCCCUGGCGCUGAGCAGCGUGGCCGCCGCCCCCUCGGACCCGAGACUCCGGCAGUUCCUGCAGAAGUCCCUGGCCGCGGCAGCGGGGAAACAGGAAUUGGCCAAGUAUUUCCUGGCGGAGUUGCUCUCAGAACCGAGCCAGACGGAAAAUGAGGCCCUAGAGUCAGACGAUUUGUCCCGUGGCGCUGAGCAAGAUGAAGUGAGGCUGGAGCUGGAAAGAUCAGCCAACUUGAACCCAGCUCUGGGACCCCGAGAACGCAAAGCCGGAUGCAAGAACUUCUUCUGGAAGACGUUCACAUCCUGUUAG